AAAUCAUCAUAUAGUUAAAAAAAGAGAGACAAAAGACAGUUACGAUGCUUUCUUUGAUUUCAUGUUCACAUUCUUGCCCUCACCUUGUACAUCGUGGAAGAAUGGAAAGAUCUAAAGCACUUCAAGUUGCUAUGAAGCCUAUAAACAGAACCUCAAACAAAGGCAAUGCCUGGAAAGUUGGAGCAUGGGGUUUCCAAGGAUUGCAAAAGAUUGAUUGGAUUAGGAACAGCAGUGAUAAAUCCUUCAAGGAAAAAUACGUUCGCGUUGCUUUAGAAAAUGCUUAUGCAUCAGAAUUUGAGGAGAAAGAGGAGGAUUCUACUAAGUCUCAAAACUUUCUUUGGAAGAAACUCAAAGCAUUUUACGCAUUUACUCGUCCUUAUGCUGUCGUUGUAAAUGUUAUAUUAGCAACGACAAUUUCUCUACUUCCAGUGCAAACAAUUAAAGAGCUGUCACCUGCACUUUUUGCGGAGAUAUUCAAGGUAGUUGUGGCAACCACUUCGAUGUUUGUUUAUAUUGCAGGCGUGAACCAGUUAAAUGAUGUUGAAAUUGACAAGAUAAACAAACCAUAUCUCCCACUAGCUUCUGGUGACUUCUCAAUCGAAGCCGGAGUAGCUAUUACUUUUGCAGCUCUUUCAACGAGUUUGGUUAUGGGGAUUAUGUCAUCUCCAGCACUUUUUUCUGCCAUUUUAAUUUGUGUCCUUACCGCGACUAUGCAUGCAAUUGAUCUCCCCCUGCUCAGAUGGAAGAAACGCCCAUAUGUUGCAAUAAUUAGCAAUGUGAUCAUGAUCAUGGGUCACGUGCUUGCUUUAUUUACACACAUCCAGAAAUAUGUGCUUGGUAAGCCAAUGAUGAUUACAAGGUCAUUGGUAUUCGCUAUGGCUACUUCGGGCAUAUUUUUUACUAUCAUUACAAUGUUUAAGGAUAUUCCAGAUGAAGAAGGAGAUAAAGAACAUGGCAUUCAAUCGCUCAGCUUGAAACUAGGGAAAAAAAAUGUAUUCUGGCUUUGUAUUAACAUGCUAUUGAUGUCAUGCGGAGCUGCUGUGGUGGUAGGAGCUACUUCAUCAUCUCUUCUGAGCAGGCUUAUCACGAUUAUUGGUCAUUUUUUGCUUGCUUCCUUGGUCUUGCUUCGAGCUCAAUCGAUUGAUCUCAACAAUAAAGCGUCAACAACUUCGUUUUACUUGUUCAUCUGGCAGUUAUUCUGUGUUGGGUGUUUCCUCCCACUGUUUGUUCGCUAAGAAGAUCUGAAAGUUUGAAGUGUCUUUGACCU
This is a messenger RNA of Rubroshorea leprosula, 1267 nucleotides long. Lineage: Eukaryota; Viridiplantae; Streptophyta; Magnoliopsida; Malvales; Dipterocarpaceae. The record is from the annotation of a GenBank genome assembly.